UCAGCAGCAGUGCAGGACUCCUUAUGUCGAGCGCUCUGGACAGCACUGUGUUUGAUGCAACCUCCAGAUCAAGGCAAAGACCCAAUGACCUGGCAGAUGCACUGUCUCCAACCUUAGACCAAUAUGACAAGAUGAGCGAAGCCACAGCUGUGCGGACGUCACCUGAGGCUCCGACGUCCUCCGUUCAGGACAAGGGUGUGCCUGAAUACCUCAGAUCUGACAGCUAUGGUAGUGAUGCCAAGAUUAUCACAAACUUUCUGCGUCUGACUAGAGUCGAUAUCGAACCCAUUGCUCAAAUCACCCAGUUUCGCACAAGUAGUUUGGACGCCCAAGGGGAAGAAGCCAGGAGUUCGCUGCUUGGCCAGAAUGAGCAAGAUUUUACUUCAACAGAGGACUUGAAAGGCAUCGAUCCAAUUUUUCAUAGUAAUGAUAGUUUAAGUGACAUUUCUGAGGAAGAGGUAGCACAGCGCCCUAGUUCAGUCCGGGGGUUUUUCUCCAGAAAUACUCCAGAGAGGUUAUCUAGUCUUUUUAAGAGGAGUGUUGACAGUGCAGAUGAGAAAAUACGAGGAUUUUGGAAAAGGAGUGCGAGUGUUAGUCGUUCAAGUAGCAAAGAUUCGGUGAACCUUGAGCAGGGCGUCACAGAUUUCAUGGACAUGAGCAGGGAAACCUCAGAGGAGAAUAGCAGUGGAGGCAAGAGCAGUGCAAGCCGGAGCAGUGCAGAGGCUCCUCUCAACGCAGCAGAGGAGGAAGAGGAUGACAAGGAAACCAAAAAGGAGGAAGAAGAAGAGCAGCAGGAAGCUCAGGAAGCCGAGGAAGGCGAGCCACCCAAGAAGCUUCUGCUGCCACCUCGAUCUCCCAAUAUAAAUAUUGAUCGAACUUCAAACUAUUCACCCAUCCCAUCUAGUCCCAUGCGAACUCCCGUAACAGAAAAUGAUCCACUCGGAGCCUUUGGCACACUUAUGACGGACUCUGCCCCAAAGACCACAGAGACACCUCCUUCACUGUCUAGUGUGGCUACUUCCCAUAUAUCAGACUCCAGUAUGCGUGAUUCACCCUCGAGGCAGAGUGUUAAUAGUGAUGAUUCAGAGGCUUCCUCACAAACACGAGGUCAGAGGAAACCACCAAGGCCAGUCGCGCGUAGUGCCACAUUCAGCAGUCGUAGCGGUGUAUCCAUGAAACAGCAAGUGAAAAGAUCAGCCAACUCCCUAUGGGCAUUGUCUCCCUCUCCUAGUCCAACCCACACCUCACACUCCUCCUCCCCCAACCGUGCACUUCCACAUGACCGACCACAGUCUGACGACCCUCCAAACUCUGCCCUCGUGUCUGCCACUCCUACCUGGCCAUCCCUAAAGAUCUCCUUCAGGUAACACAACUCCUCCAGCAGGAGCAUUUACCCUAGUAUCUGGCAUUAUAACAUUCAUAUCACAUGCUGGAAUGUAGGUAAACUAAUUGCAUCCUUCAUCACAAUUUUUUGAUGCAGAAACUGAAACUCAUGAAUUCAGGAUAUGCUUGUCUAUGUCAAGGUAAAGCAUUGUCAAGCUCUCAGUUUCAAUAUUUUUUCCAAGCUCUUUAUUUUUAGUUU
Molecule: messenger RNA, 1582 nt
Organism: Penaeus indicus
Lineage: Eukaryota; Metazoa; Arthropoda; Malacostraca; Decapoda; Penaeidae
Exons: 3
Coding region: 24-1367 (447 amino acids)
Source: RefSeq, a predicted model, not a curated record